Eimeria tenella is the source of this 339-nucleotide messenger RNA. RefSeq lists its product as uncharacterized. The coding region runs from base 1 to 339 and encodes 112 amino acids. Lineage: Eukaryota; Apicomplexa; Conoidasida; Eucoccidiorida; Eimeriidae. The transcript has a single exon. The record is from RefSeq and is a predicted model, not a curated record.
AUGGCCGCAUGCGACAAGCAUCUUCGGUGCAGUUUCUGGCAUUCCUGCACAGACGCGCCGUUCCAAGCAACAGCCGCAACACCGCUAUACAUAAAGAACGCGACUGUGCUACCCGUGAAUAUACCCGACGAUCCCGUCGCCAACAUUGGGGUUGGAGCCCCCACGACGGGGCAGAGCAAAGCGACGACCGCAACCCGCCCCAUUCCAGCCAAAACGCUUUCCGCGCCAUCCACAGGAGCCGCCACGGGCACUCUUGAUACUCCAAAGAAGCCUCCAGUUGCCUUCAAACCAAAGCCUCCAGUAAUGGGAGUUAAGAAGCCCGUAGUUAAGAAAAUGUAG